UGGAGGGGGACGGGGAGGGAGAGGGCAGUGAGCAUCACGCGACCGACCGCGCCCUCCGCCCGCUCACGGGGCUCCACCUGCGCACGCGGCUCCAUUCAAUACCACCCGACCGGCUCAUCGCCUGCCGCGUUCCAUGGGCUCUAUUGGCUUCGGCAGUGGCGAUGUUGGGGAGCCGAGGAUGGUGGCGCGCGUGUUCCGGGCGCACGGCGAGCUGUGCGCGUCGCACCCGUGGGAGGUGAUCGUGGCGACGCUGACGCUGACGGCGUGCAUGCUCACCGUGGACCAGCAGAGCCAGCAGCAGGCGGAGCGCGGCGCGCCCGCCCCGCACGCCCAGCACGCGCCGGCGCAGCGCCGCUGCGGCCUCUCGCCCGCCGCCUGCUUCCCCAUCGAGGCGCAUUGCCAUCUCACCUCGGCGGCUAACCUCAGGGCUGUGAAGAGUAUCAGUGAGAGGGCUGUGUUGGACUUCGUGGGGCGGGGAGGGGGCGGCGGCAUCGGCGCUACCUUCACCUUGGCGCGCGAGAGAGAGUGUAUAGCUGGCCUUUUUACAGUGUUCUCCAGUUUUGUGUUCAGUUCAAGUGUCAUCAAUUUCACUAGAAGUGAUGUCUCUGACUUGAAGGAUGCCUUAUUCUUUUUUCUGCUUCUCAUUGACUUGAGCAAAGCAUCUUUACUUGCUCAGUUUGCACUAAGUUCUAGAAGCCAACAAGAAGUUAGACAAAAUAUUGCCAGAGGCAUGGCAGCACUUGGUCCCACAAUAACCUUGGAUACUGUGGUGGAAACUCUAGUCAUUGGUGUUGGUAUGUUGUCUGGUGUUCGUCGUCUGGAAGUGUUGUGUUGUUUCGCUUGUAUGUCAGUCAUAGUGAAUUACGUUGUAUUUAUGACAUUCUACCCUGCUUGCUUGUCACUGAUACUCGAGUUGUCAAGAAGUGGCGAAGGGGGCCGACCUGCAUGGCAUGACAAAUCUCUAAUUAUGCGAGCUUUGCAUGAAGAGGAUCAGAAACCUAAUCCUGUUGUGCAGCGUGUAAAAGUCAUCAUGUCUGCUGGCCUCAUGCUAGUCCAUGCUCAUAGUCGGUGGACUUUUGCCAGUGAGGGUGAAGAAGGACCAGUACCUCCUUUAGUAGCCAGGGAGCACACCAUGUCCAACCACACCGAAGAUGUUGCUCUCCAUGGCUACCUCAUGAAGUGGCUGACUGUUAGUGCAGAUCACAUUGUCAUCCUCAUUCUUCUGCUGGCUCUCACGGUGAAGUUCAUUUUCUUUGAAGAAAAGAAAUCAGAAGAUCUUGCUGAGCAGCUACUACUUGGAGAUCGUUCUGUUAUUACACCCUCUCCAGCCAAGCAUCAAGAAAUGGCUCCAGAUUUGAAAGAUGCAGGUCCCCCUCAAUGGCCCUCUUCUACAGAUGGCUGGGUUGAAGUUGGACCUUCGCAGGAAGAUAAAUUUGUUCAGACUGAAUCCACUGCGGAGGCAGAGGUUGCAAUAGAGAAGAUAGAAGAACUGAUAAGUAAAGCAACUCCAGAAGUAAAAGGAGAUUCAGAACCUCGCUCUUUGGAAGAAUGUAUGGCAUUGUACAAAUCUGAAGCUGGAGCAAAGGCCUUGACUGACACUGAAGUCCUUCUUCUUGUGACGAACAAGAAGAUAGCUGCUUACCAACUAGAGCAAGCUGUUGGAGACCCUGAGCGAGGUGUUAGUUUAAGACGUCGCAUAAUCUCUUCCCUGCCUAACAUUGGCCAUGCAUUGACUGAUCUUCCUUUCCGGCAUUAUGACUAUUCAAAAGUAAUGGGUGCUUGCUGUGAAAAUGUUGUUGGCUACGUACCAGUUCCAGUGGGAAUCGCAGGUCCUCUCAAGCUGGACGAUGCAUUGUACCAUGUGCCUUUGGCCACUACUGAGGGUUGUCUUGUUGCUAGCACCAACAGAGGAUGCCGUGCCUUGCUUCGAGGAGGUGUUCGUUCCAGUGUUGUUGCUGAUGGCAUGACAAGAGGUCCUGUAGUUCGUUUUGAGUCUAUUACAAGAGCUAGUGAGGCUCGAUUAUGGAUGCUGUCUACUGAGAAUUUUCAAGCAAUGAAGAAAAGUUUUGACUCUACUAGUCGCUUUGCACGUUUGAAUAAGUUGCACAUUUGCAUUGCUGGACGUCAUCUUUUUAUCCGCUUUGUUGCAACUACUGGAGAUGCCAUGGGCAUGAAUAUGCUUUCUAAGGGAACUGAAGUUGCUUUGAAGUAUGUCCAAAAACACUUUCCUGAUAUGGAAAUCUUAAGUCUGAGUGGCAAUUUUUGUACUGAUAAGAAACCUGCUGCUGUCAAUUGGAUUGAGGGCCGUGGAAAGUCUGUUGUAUGUGAAGCUGUUGUCCCAGCAGACGUGGUGGAAACUGUGUUGAAAACCUCCACUGCAGCCCUUGUUGAUGUAAAUAUCAGCAAGAACAUGAUUGGAUCAGCUGUAGCUGGCAGCAUUGGUGGAUUUAAUGCUCAUGCUGCUAAUCUUGUGACUGCUAUUUUCAUUGCCACUGGCCAGGACCCUGCCCAAGUAGUGGGCAGCAGCAACUGCAUGACGCUUAUGGAACCCUGGGGCAAAGAUGGACGGGAUCUGUACAUCUCCUGCACAAUGCCCUCCAUUGAGAUAGGCACUGUGGGAGGUGGCACAGUGUUGGCUCCUCAGGGCGCUUGCCUCGACCUCCUUGGUGUGCGAGGUGCCAAUGAAGACUGCCCUGGAGAGAAUGCUGUCCAGUUGGCUCGCAUUGUUUGUGCAACAGUUUUAGCUGGAGAGCUUUCAUUGAUGUCUGCACUUACUGCUGGCCACUUGGUUCGCAGCCAUUUAACGCACAAUCGAUCAUCAGUCACUCAGUUACCAAAAGGAGUGAGUUUGGAUACUGCAAAAAGCAAGUCCUGAAGAAGUGAUUAAGAAUUUUAUUUCAUCUCUCCAUGUGUCUGGUGACAAGUUAUUCUUUAUUUUGCUCGAUUGCUGGUUUAUAACCAGCUAGGACAGUGACACUUUGUCCUACAUAUCAAAGAUGAUGUAUCACGUAUCGUAUGGUACUGAAUCCUUGUGAAGAGUAAUAGAGCCUCCCUCUCCAUUCCAUAUCAUGUCAGCACAGGGCAAUUGUCUGGGCAAAUAAUAUUUGGAGGAAUGUACUGCCAAUAUAUCUCUUCAACUGUCAUGUAUUCACUUAUUUUGUACAGAUUUAACAGCUUAUUCAUAAAACGUUUUUAAGACCACAUGAUACUUCACAUACCAUUCUUUUCUACUGUGCUAGUUUCUCAUUUGUAACUGGUACUUUAAUCUACGCUUUAUAGAGUAAGUUUGAUGUGAGAAUCAUGCGCUUCCAUUGUGUCAGUGUAUGCUUACUAUGUUACUUUGUGCCUACACUUUUUAAAUUUGCAUAAUAUGUGUGAAUGUGAAGAUUUGUUACAAAAUACACGUUUACUCUCGGAGCAAACAGUUGUACUAUCAUUGGUGGAAUUCUGAUGUGUAAGUGUAGCACUUCAUACAAUAUCAAGAUGGUGAUGAUGCUGUUGAAUUUCAGAAUGAAAUAGUCAUUGGUAGCAUUUCAUCACUUCCCAGCUUAAACCCUGGUGCCUCGUCACUCCCUGUACAAAGUAGAUUGCAAUAAGUUAUUAUCCCUUGAUUUAGCUGUUCACAAGUCAUGACUGCAUAAUGUAUUUUAUGGAGCAUCAUUCUCAGUUCAGUAUUUUAUUAAGCUCCCCAGGACUGUAUCAUGUUCCCAAUGUUUUUAUUGUACAUAUUUGUAUUUAAUAAUUUUUUAAGAUGUUUAUCAAAUGUGUUUAAGUUCAGAAAUAAACUUAUUUUAUUUUCUCUG
Molecule: messenger RNA, 3803 nt
Organism: Gryllus bimaculatus (two-spotted cricket)
Lineage: Eukaryota; Metazoa; Arthropoda; Insecta; Orthoptera; Gryllidae
Source: the annotation of a GenBank genome assembly